Messenger RNA from Saccharomyces mikatae IFO 1815, 2178 nucleotides. It is a transcript of the gene MSC3, whose product is annotated as Msc3p. The record is from RefSeq and is a predicted model, not a curated record. The coding region runs from base 1 to 2178 and encodes 725 amino acids. The transcript has a single exon. NCBI's taxonomy places the organism in Eukaryota, Fungi, Ascomycota, Saccharomycetes, Saccharomycetales, Saccharomycetaceae.
AUGGUGUUUGGUUUUGCUAAAAGAGAUAGGAGGGUGCCAGACUUGUCCAGGUACGAUUACUACUAUCAGAACCAUGAAGAUUAUAACAAAAGUUCUCAGUUGUCUGCUGCAGCUGCCUCUGCUGCUUCUGCCGCAUCACCGGAUCGAAUCAGUUACUCAAGGUCGCGUUCGUUGGUGAGCCAUGCACCCCCAAUAUCGAAACAAAGAAGCUCAGUGAAAUCGACAGGGAGAAGGCUUUCCGCGUCUUCUGCAGUUCCGCCAUCAUCCAAGGUGGCAGCUAAGCAGUGCUCGCAAAAGACGUACUCGCUAAGGUCGCAGAGAAGUGGGGAAUAUCAUUUACAUCCACCCUGUCAUACCAGUAAUGGAAGCCGCAUGAACUCAAUGACAUCAGGCACUAAUGUCAGAAAAAAUUACGGCAAGAUCAAGGCCGCGGUUGGUAACAGCACUGAUUCAAGAGCUAACUCCAUUACCGUUAAGACUACGCAGGUGACAGACCCGUCAGGAAGGACUCAAUCGAUUACGAAAAAGACAAUAAAGAAAAUAAAUGGGUAUGAAUAUGUAGAAACAACCACUACGACUAAGAAUCUAGUUCCAUUGGGGGAUUCGCAACGUCACUUCGAUGAAUUCAGUGAAAAUUACAUGCUACAAGAUGACGACAUCAUAGAGGAACAAGCCAGUGAUAAUAUCCAUGAUAUAAUGGAGGAAAAUGAGACGGAUAACGAAAAUUUAUAUUAUUCAACUAACAAUAAUCGUGUACCAGAUGAUUCUGAAGUAAGGGUGGAAAAACCAGAUUUCCCGCCUGGAUCGUAUUUUCAUCAUAAGUAUUCUACGGACGUUAUGCCCCUUGAAGAAGAAAGCAGUUUAUCCAACUUCAGUGAUGCAUUAGAUUAUAUUCCUCCCACCAAUCAACCCAGUAAUAAAUAUAUUCAUAAUAAAAGGAAGCAAGCAUCGACGACAAGAAGGAAGAAAAGACAGCCUGUGGGUAAAAAUUUAGAAACAGAGGCAAAGAAACCCUUAACCGAGGCAGAAAUGUAUUUGAAGGCCCUAGAAGUUGCCAAAAGAAACGUUUACCACACGGAUGCUCCAUCGAGUAAUGUAUCGACCCCACUUGGAAGCAACAAAUACAGGAAAAGUAAGAUGGGCCAAAAUAUGACACUGAGAGGUGGUAAUGAUUCUCCCACAAACACAACUCAACCUGUUAAAUCUGAUGUAGAGGUACAACCCAAAAGGUUUACGAGCGCUCUUUUCCAUAGGAAUAAUAAGGGCAGUGGCCACUCGGUCAUUGCACAUUCACAUUUGGAAAACGUGGUGGCGCCAGUGCCAGAACCCCGAAAUGCAAAUCCGGCGCUAACAGAUAAAGAGAUGUACGAUCAAGCUUUGAAAAUUGCACAAGCUAGAUAUUACAAUUCCCAUGGCAUUCAACCUGAAACGGCCAAUAAUAUCCAUGUGGCGGCUAAACCUAGUCAUAGCGACGUUGGUCUUUCUGUAUCCACUAGAGAUGUUUCCCUUAAUAAACAUUGUUUAGAGGAUUUGGAAAUUCCAGUCCAGAGUGAAGUGCAUGAAUACGAGCCUGUUCCAUUGCAAAAGACAAAAACAGGAGGCUCUUCCAAGAAUAAGUUUAAGACCAUGUUCGAUAAGGUGCUACAGUUUUCUCAAGAAAAUUACGGUUAUCAGCACAAGAGGGACCAAACCCCACAAGCUCCAGUCGAUCAGAACCCUGAAGAAGAUGUCCGGGCUACGUCCACUUCGGAAGGUGUGUCUAUGGCAAGGUCUUCUUCAGACCGUGGCGUAACAACGAAUCCAGAUACUGCAGAUUCACCUUCGUACUCAAAUGGACAAAGUCAGAGCAACAUGCCAGCCCCUGAAGUAGAGUCGACAAUGAGAACGAGGUCACCAGAACAACAAGAAACUAUAAAGUCUUCUUCGCUUUUACAGGACCAAACCCCACAGCGUCAAGAAAACGCCACGGAUCCCACAACAUCCUCGACAACAAAUGAAUUGUCCAUCGUCGAGCCGACCACAUCACCUACCAUACAUACUGAUACCCCUGUCGUGCCCCAACCAGCAAUGGUCACCACAACAAAUAUUACUAAGACAAUACAGGCUGAUGCUAUUCCCACGAAGCACAAAAAGUCCAGUUUUUUCACUAAGCUAUUUAAGAAAAAAAGUAGCCGUUAG